CUGUUUUCCAAGCCUUUUUAUUUCACUGAGCAAGAUGAUGUGUGAGGUGAUGCCAACCAUCAGUGAGGCAGAGAUUCCCUCCGGGGGAAACGGAGGCCAUGGUUCAGGCUCCCCGAUGCAGUCAGAUGCCGAUUCCCAUUUUGAGCAGUUAAUGGUGUCCAUGUUAGAAGAAAGGGAUCGCCUUCUGGAAACACUCAGAGAAACUCAGGAGACACUAGCAUUGACCCAGGGCAAGCUGCAUGAAGUUGGUCAUGAGAGAGAUUCCCUGCAGAGACAGCUCAAUACGGCGCUUCCACAGGAAUUUGCAGCACUUACGAAAGAGUUAAAUGUCUGCAGGGAACAGCUGCUUGAAAGGGAAGAAGAAAUUGCUGAACUGAAAGCAGAAAGAAAUAAUACACGGCUAUUACUAGAACACUUGGAGUGUCUAGUCUCCAGGCACGAGCGAUCCCUCAGAAUGACUGUUGUUAAGAGACAAGCUCAGUCUCCAGCAGGAGUUUCUAGUGAAGUAGAAGUUCUCAAAGCACUAAAAUCUUUAUUUGAACAUCAUAAAGCUCUUGAUGAAAAGGUAAGGGAGAGGUUACGAGUAGCACUUGAAAGAUGUAGCUUAUUGGAAGAAGAACUAGGUACUACGCAUAAAGAGCUAAUGAUUCUGAAAGAGCAAAACAAUCAGAAAAAAACACUACCGGAUGGAAUGCUAGAUCUAAAUCAUGAACAAGAAAACACACCAACUACCAAUGGGAAGAGAUCCUCGGAUGGUUCAUUAUGCCACGAUGAAAACCUUGCUAAAGUGAUUGAACUCCAGGACAUCAUAGACAAGCAAAACAAAGAGCAGACACAAAUGAAAGAACGUCUUACUGCUUUGUCUAGCAGAGUAGCAGAGUUGGAAGAAGAUCUUGACACAGCUAGAAAAGACUUAAUAAAAUCUGAAGAAAUGAAUACAAAGUUACAGAGAGAUGUACGAGAGACCAUGGCCCAGAAGGAAGACAUGGAAGAGAGAAUUACAACUCUUGAAAAACGCUACCUCGCUGCACAACGUGAAGCUACAUCUGUGCAUGACCUCAAUGAUAAACUUGAAAAUGAAAUUGCCACUAAAGAUUCCAUGCAUCGACAGAGUGAAGAUAAGAACAGACAACUGCAAGAACGGCUAGAACUGGCUGAGCAGAAGCUGCAGCAGACUUUGAGGAAAGCUGAAACUUUGCCAGAGGUGGAAGCUGAGCUGGCACAGAGAGUUGCAGCACUUUCAAAGGCUGAAGAGAGACAUGGCAAUAUAGAAGAACGGCUCAGACAGAUGGAAGCCCAGCUAGAAGAAAAGAAUCAAGAACUGCAAAGGGCUAGACAGAGGGAGAAGAUGAAUGAAGAGCAUAAUAAACGCUUGUCAGAAACUGUUGAUAAGCUUCUCUCUGAAUCCAAUGAAAGGCUUCAGCUUCAUCUCAAGGAAAGGAUGGCUGCCUUGGAAGAUAAGAAUUCUCUUAUUCGAGAAAUUGAAAAUUCAAAAAAACAAAUAGAAGAGCUUCAACAUGAAAAGGAUCAGCUUAUUUUAAACAUUGAAACAUUAAGGGCUGAAAAUGACCAAGUGAGACUCAGAGCCACAUCGCUGCAUCAUAGCCGACCACAUUUGGGUAGUGUACCUGAUUUCAGAUACCCAAUGACAUCUUCAUCUGUGGCUGACAGUCAUGCAGACUCCUAUGGCACCUCAUCUGUGUUAAGGCGUCCCCAGAAGGGGCGUUUGGCAGCUCUCAGAGAUGAGCCAUCAAAGGUUCAGACUCUAAAUGAGCAAGACUGGGAGCGAGCCCAGCAAGCAAGUGUGUUGGCAAAUGUCGCACAAGCAUUUGAAAGUGAUGUUGAUGUAUCUGAUGGUGAGGAUGAUAGGGAGACUAUAUUCAGUUCAGUUGAUCUGCUGUCACCAAGUGGUCAGGCUGAUGCUCAGACUUUGGCUCUGAUGCUUCAGGAGCAGUUGGAUGCAAUCAACAAAGAGAUUAGACUCAUACAAGAAGAAAAGGAAAAUACAGAACAGCGGGCAGAGGAGAUCGAAAGCAGAGUAGGUAGUGGAAGCUUGGACACGCACGGUCGUUUUCGGUCGAUGAGCUCCAUUCCUCCUCCGUACGCAGCUGGGUCCCUUGCAGGCUCUUCCCCUCCUGGCAGUGGCCGCUCCACGCCGAGGCGGAUCCCACACAGUCCAGCUCGGGAAGUGGACAGACUAGGUAUCAUGACACUGUCUCCAUCUUCUAGAGAAGAGGUACGAGAUGAUAAAACUACAAUAAAAUGUGAGACAUCGCCACCUUCCUCGCCACGAUCUUUGCGUUUGGACAGAGUCCAAAAAGGCGCUUUGCAUACAGUAAGCCAUGAAGAUAUCAGGGACAUAAGAAAUUCAACAGGCUCACAAGAUGGACAAACAAGUAAUCCUAGUAGCAGCAAUAGUAGCCAAGAUUCCCUUCAUAAGGCCCCCAAAAAGAAGGGGAUCAAAUCCUCUAUUGGCCGCUUGUUUGGCAAGAAAGAAAAGGGACGACCUGGACAAACCAGCAAAGACACAUUAGGACAAGCUGGUAUGGCAGAAGCAGAUAGUUCCUCUCAGGAUGCAAUAGGUCUCAGCAAACUUGGAGGUCAGGCAGAAAAGAACAGGAAACUGCAGAAAAAGCAUGAGUUGCUUGACGAAGCCAGAAGACAAGGACUGCCUUUUGCACAGUGGGAUGGGCCUACUGUGGUUGUGUGGUUAGGGUGAGCACUGUGGGUAGGGAUGCCGGCCUGGUACGUGGCCGCUUGCCGAGCGAACGUGAAGAGCGGCGCCAUCAUGUCGGCCUUGUCCGACACAGAGAUCCAGCGCGAGAUCGGCAUCAGUAACCCCCUGCACAGGCUGAAGCUGAGGCUGGCCAUCCAGGAGAUCAUGUCGCUGACCAGCCCCUCUGCGCCUCCCACCUCCAGGACGACAUUAGCCUAUGGUGAUAUGAACCAUGAGUGGAUUGGCAACGAAUGGCUCCCAAGUCUGGGACUCCCUCAGUACCGCAGCUACUUCAUGGAGUGUCUUGUUGAUGCUAGAAUGCUGGAUCAUCUCACCAAGAAAGAUCUCCGUGGACAGCUUAAAAUGGUGGACAGCUUUCACAGAAACAGUUUUCAGUGUGGAAUUAUGUGCCUGCGAAGACUGAACUAUGAUCGAAAGGAACUUGAGAGAAAAAGAGAAGAAAGCCAGAAGGAGAUUAAAGAUGUCCUUGUCUGGAGCAAUGACAGAAUGAUCCGUUGGGUAGGGUCCAUUGGUCUUAAAGAAUACGCGAAUAACCUUAUAGAGAGUGGAGUUCAUGGUGCACUUGUGGCCUUAGAUGAAACAUUUGAUUACAAUGCAUUAGCUCUCUUAUUACAAAUACCUACUCAGAACACACAGGCUCGUGCUCUUCUGGAGAAAGAAUUUAAUAACCUUCUUGUUAUGGGCACUGACAGAAAACUUGAUGAAGAUGACGAUAAGAGCUUUAGGCGAGCACCUUCGUGGAGGAAGAAGUUUAGACCAAAGGACAUAAGAGGGUUAGCUGCUGGCUCAGCAGAGACUCUUCCUGCAAAUUUCAGAGUUACAACCUCAAUGUCUUCACCCUCGAUGCAGCCAAAGAAGAUGCAAAUUGAUGGCAGUGUAUCAGGAACACAAAGAUUGGACUCUGCUACAGUAAGGACAUACUCCUGUUAAAGCCUUCUCCUGUUUACCCACACUAUUUCUACCGGUGAUAUGCAGCAUUUUGGAACAUUUGGAACUUUUAAUCUGUUAAUACUUGUUAAAUGUAUGGACACUUUGAGAUAUUUUAUUACAGAGUUUUUAAUUAGCAAAUAAAUUCAUGAGUACUAUAGAGAAAAUAUUUUAGAAUCUAAAUGUUUCUUAUAUUUAUGUGACUUCUCAUUUAUAUAGUUACUUACUUUUUCUGUUCGUAUUCGGUCUACAAAUCAAAUCAUUGCUGAUUUUUAUUCUAAUUUUAGUCUUUCCAACUGAAUGUACUGUAAUGCUUGUAUGUAUACGUCCCUAUAAGUAAUAUAGGGUUUUUGUAAAUUAUGCAGUUACUGUAAUUAUCAUUGUUUUUUAAUAAUGAAACAGAGGUGAAAAGGUUUUUCGUACCUUUGUAAAAGUAUCAUGACACCGAGCAGUAUCUAUUUUGUGUUUUGGAAAUGUUGGCUAGAUCAAAAAAUAAGUCCAUCUUAUUUUCAGAUAAGCCUGUGUGGUUAUAAAAGGUGCGGUACAAGACUGUUGCUCUUUCCCGAACUGUACCUUUCCACAAAGACGACUUGUCAAGUAGUGGGAAUUUGUCUUUAUUUAUGAUGUAGCUUGCUUUAAAAGCUGGGAAAAACUGAAACCUUUUAGAAACGGUUGACUCGGUCAUAACUCUGUCUUAGCUGUAUUUGUAUAACAUAUCUUCACAGUGACUGAAAACAAGCCAUAAA
Molecule: messenger RNA, 4410 nt
Organism: Tinamus guttatus (white-throated tinamou)
Lineage: Eukaryota; Metazoa; Chordata; Aves; Tinamiformes; Tinamidae
Source: RefSeq, a predicted model, not a curated record